Physcomitrium patens is the source of this 1404-nucleotide messenger RNA. RefSeq lists its product as uncharacterized. The record is from RefSeq and is a predicted model, not a curated record. Lineage: Eukaryota; Viridiplantae; Streptophyta; Bryopsida; Funariales; Funariaceae. Gene Ontology annotation, molecular function: proton transmembrane transporter activity. Gene Ontology annotation, biological process: proton motive force-driven ATP synthesis.
CCAUGCACUCGGUCCCUAAUCACACAAGUAAAUAGGAUAAGCCUGCUUCGUUGCAUGAUAGAAUCCAACUUUCUGACGUUUCCUUGGUAUUCACGUAGAAAUGCUUCAACCUACUGAAAUGUGUCCCGGUUAGGAUUUGAGAAAUUCAAUACACUAGAGCCGAAAACAGAAUCACUCUGAGUCCGGCACCGGCCAAGAGCAGACUUCGAGGAGAAUUGUGACCAGAAAGGCGAGUACAGAGCUAUGGGGACGUUGUUGCGGCAGUUGCAAUCCAGGGUGGCCACGGUAACGGAAGUGGUGACCAAGUACAACAAACAAAUGUUGGAAAAAAACAAGCAUUACAUUGCCGACAAUCCCACCCCUGAGAAAUGUCAGGAACUGUCCAAGAAACUGUUCUUUACGCAGCUGGCUAGCUUCCCUGUUCGCUACCAAGCGAUGUUAAAAGAAAUCGACCAUCUGAAGGUUAAGCUCACUCACCGGAACGAUCUCGAACUGGAAGAUGUGGGCAUAAGCGUCCUCUUCGCGUUGGAAUGCUAUGGGUGGUUUUGCGUGGGCGAAAUCAUUGGGCGUGGGGGCACCAUUGUGGGUUACAAAGUGUGAUCCAAGUUCAGUAACAAAGUUCACCGAGCUUCCCCUCUCCACUGUCACUGUCGAUUCUCACUCUGUUGCAGAGGUACCCAAAACUUAGGGUUGAUCUAAAACUUUCUCUCUAAUGGACUCUUACCCAUGUUGCAACAUCAAAAGACAUGGAACCAUAAGAGUAUGUCAACUGUUAUAUAUUGGUGGACUUACAAAGGAAGCUUACUGGUGAUGAUGUCCAACGUCGUGUGAGAACUGCACUGAGACAGAGCCUGCCUUCUAGAAGGUGAUGCUGCUGUUAGUAAUAAUGGACGUCUCACUCUCGGUUUACAAGCCAGCCAGAGGUACAGGUAAGUGAAAAACAACUCUGUCUGUAAGUUGUGAAUGUGCUCCUCCAAUGUUGACUCACACUUGCAGGCAAUCUCUACAACGGUUAUGUGAUGUUGUUAUGCUGCUGUAGAUCCAGAAUACUUCUUCACAACCUCUCAUUCCAGCCCUUCCUCAAAUCUCCCACCUGCAACAGAUCAAAUCAGGGAUGUGUUUCAGAUUAUGUCAAAUCAAAUCUAGUCUACAAGUCAGUUCGUGGAUUAGAAUAAGUAACUAUUCGCUUCAAGGAACACUGUAUUUACUUGAGCAGUGUGGAUUACCCAGCUUGGCAGAUUGACACGCUCCUUGGAGAGUUAAGAUUGCGUCCAUUGCUCCGGUUUCAAUACGCCAACAUAGUGGUGCCAUGACUGGACAUUAGGGGUUUUAUUUGUGCUUUGGCCCACUUGUGCAAUCUCUUUAUUGAUCACCUAAUUUUAACAAGAGGUUUCAAGUAAGGUA